CUACUUUUUGUUAAUCCUGUUGUUACAUUUAUGUAGUCAUUUUUAUUUUAUGUAUGCUAUUUUAUACGGUUAUUUGUGUUUUAUUAUAUUAGAAGCUAAAUCAAAUUCUAAAUUUCAAAUUCUGCCGAUAGAUUUAAAAAAAGAAGUGAAAAAACGUCUUGGUUUUUACAGGGCAGACAGGGACUUCCUCUCAGGAUUGGUCAUUGUGGUCGUCCCUGGCUGGAUGCUUGAACAGGACAAGGGUUUACAUCGGAGCCUCGUAAAAGACCAUCAGACACUUGGCCAGACAGAGAUAUGUUUGAUGCUAUAAUUUAAAUGAAUGUAUGAGUUGAUGCGAUUAAUUAAGACGGUGGCACUAUUGAAUAUUCUUAACGUAGAGCACGUGUGCUGGCUUUUAGUUGUUGUGAAUGAUUUAUCAUGUUUGUAGAGAAAUUCUUUAAAUCAUUUGGCCAAUAUUGUAGUAAGAACAUGAGUCGGUCUUUCAAGAUUCCCAGAUGAAAUGAACGAAAAUCUAAAUAAAAUAAAUAACGCCUGGAUGUUGGUCAUUUGGGACUUGCAUAAAGGUUAUCACUAUUGAUUUUGAUCUAUUCUGUUCUGAAACUUCACAUCUCUGGGGAGUACGUCGUCAUUAUGCAUGAGUCGUUAAGCUCCAGGCUUCCCCUGUUUCUCCCUUAUUGAUCCUCGUCUGUGAACCUCCUAAACUGCUCGGAUUACAGCCAAUAGACAAGAUGAGGCAACUUCAGGACCAUGUCUCCAGAUAGACUGGAGAACAAGAUUAUUAUCAUGGAUAUGUAGACACAUGUUCAUAAUUUAUGAUGGAUGCGAGCUCUGGGUUUUUCUUCACGGUCUGCGUGCUGCUGCUCAUCGCGUGCUGUGACGGGUCUCCGUUCACCGACUGUAUUCAGGGCAAAGGGAAAGCUGGCUUUUACGAGGGAUUCAUAGACGUGUCCGAAUCCGGCGUGAAAUGCAUGAACUGGAGCGAAGUACCAAGUGUCAGAGACCGGUACUCGGGGAAAGGUCUUGGGGAACACAGUUUUUGCAGGAACCCUGACGGAAGAAUUCGGCCGUGGUGCUUCUUUACAAAUAGCCGUGGACGUGUUGACUGGGGCUACUGCGACUGCAAACAAGGCUCUUUGAGGCUGCGGGGUGGCAGAUCUAAGUUGGAUGGUACAGUUGAAGUGUAUCUAAACGGUGUGUGGGGAACCAUCUGUGGUAAUGGAUGGGAUGACAGAGAUGCCGCUGUGGUGUGCCGACAGCUGGGACAGGGAUAUAGGGCACAUGCACGUGCAAGUCCUCUGUCGCGCCUGCCAGUUUCUGUAGUUCAUUGGCAGACUGUUGAAUGUGAGGGACAUGAAGGGGACUUACUGCAGUGCAGUCGCACCGUUUGGAAUGGAGGAGAGUGUAAUAAUCAACAGGCGGCGGCUGUCUCUUGCACCCCAGUGGAGGCUUCAGCGUUUGUCCCCGUGCGUCUCUCUGGUGGUCCAUCGCCGUAUGAGGGCAGAGUUGAGGUGUAUUAUGCGGGACAGUGGGGGACAGUGUGUGAUGACCAAUGGGACGACAAUGAUGCUGAGGUGGUCUGCAGGCAGCUGGGGUUAGGGGGCAUUGCUAAGGCUUGGUUGGGAGCGUAUUUUGGCUCUGGCUCAGGCCGUGUGCUAUUGGAUGAAGUGAGUUGCACAGGAAAUGAGUUCUCUAUAGAACAGUGUCCAAAACCCGUCUGGGGGGAACACAACUGUGACCACACGGAGGAUGCAGGAGUCUCCUGCACCCCACUUACAGAUGGUGCAGUGCGUCUGGUAGGGGGUGCCAAGGGUUUUGAGGGCAGACUGGAAGUUCAUUACAGAGGUCAGUGGGGGACGGUGUGCGAUGAUGGCUGGACACAGACCAACACGCAGGUAGUCUGCAGGCAGCUGGGCUUCAGGUCAGGUGAGAGUGUGUCAUCAAGACGAUUUGGGGUGGCAGCGGGUCCAAUUAUGCUGGAUGAAGUCAGAUGUACAGGGAGAGAGCCCACCAUUACACAUUGCAGCCGGAGGGGCUGGCUGAAACAUGACUGCACUCACAACCAAGAUGUUGCCCUUGUGUGCAGCCCCCAACGUUCAAGACAUGGAGCGCCCACCAGUGUGCCUGUGAGGCUGGUGGGCGGAGAAAAUGAGAGAGAGGGGCGUGUCGAGAUCCUGGUAGGUGGCAUGUGGGGGACGGUUUGCGAUGAUGGAUGGACAGAUCAGGACGCUGAGGUGGUGUGCAGACAACUGGGCUACAGCGGGAUGGCCAAAGCUCGUGUAAUGGCCUAUUUUGGAGAAGGUGAGGGACCUAUCCACAUUGACAAUGUAAAAUGCAGCGGUGGGGAACGGACACUGGCUGACUGCAUCAAACAACCAUAUGGAACCCACAACUGUCGUCAUAGUGAAGAUGCUGGAGUUAUUUGUGACUAUGGGUUACAGAAAGAUGCCCCUAUGGUGAAAGAGACAGCAAGCUCCAUGUGCGGUCUAAGACCCUCUCAUACCCGCCAGAAGAGAAUAAUAGGAGGAGAGAACUCUCCACGGGGGGGCUGGCCGUGGCAGGCAGCUGUGCGCUUACGGGGUUCUCAGGCAGAUGGACGAUUGGUAUGCGGAGCCACUUUGAUCCACAGCUGCUGGAUUCUCACCUCUGCUCAUUGCUUUAAGAGGUAUGGUAACAGCACUGGGCUGUAUAAAGUUCGUGUGGGUGACUAUCACUCUCUGGUUCCUGAAGAGUAUGAGGAGGAAUAUGCCGUGGAGAAGAUCAUCCUCCACCCGCGCUACCACGCUGACAGCAACGACUAUGACCUGGCACUGGUGCGCGUGUCCGGUCACAGAGCUCACGGCGGGGGGGCCGCGGGCGAGUGCGUCAGGCUGAACCGUUUCGUGCUGCCCGCUUGUCUACCAAUACGGAGGGAGAGAGUGCCAAAGGGCAUUUCCAAAUGCUACAUAACAGGCUGGGGAGACACAGGUCGUGCCUAUUCGAAAACUCUCCAGCAGGCUUCAAUUUCCGUAUUGAGCAAGCGCCACUGUGAGCAACGCUAUUCUGACCAGUUCACAAGUCGCAUGCUGUGCGCCGGCUCCUCCCAUGACAACCAUCGUGUGGACAGUUGCCGUGGAGAUAGCGGCGGUCCAUUGGUGUGUGAAAGGUCAAGCGGAAGUUGGGUUGUAUAUGGGGUCACGUCGUGGGGUCACGCUUGUCGACUGCAAGAUGCACCUGGUGUCUACACAAAAGUCUCCACCUUUGUGCCAUGGAUUAAGAAGGUCAUCGGCCAGUAGGACUUUUUUCUACAAUUUAAUUGAACCAAUAACAAACAUUCUGACAAUGGACAGAGAAACAAAGCACAUUUUAGAGUAAAAUGCUUAAGAGAUGAAUAUGUUCCAGAUUUAACACGAUAAUACUAGCCGCGUAUUCCAAAUAUGUCUUAAGGAAACUUAUCACCGUAUUAUCUAGCAUGUGGCGUAAAUGUAGUCAACAAAAAAGUAUAUGUUGCAGUUUGCACUGAAUUGAUAUAUGUGACCGUUUUGAAGGGCAAUUGUAAUAGCGGUGGGGUGUACUUUCGCUCCUUUAUUCUCUGAUUUUUUUUUGAAAAUGGAAGCACUUCUAGGUUGAAGGGACCACAAGAUUAUUUUGAAAACGUGUUAAUGAAUGUGACUGUAUACUUGAUGCUAUAUGAAACAGAUACAGGGUUUAAUCCUUUCUAAAAUAACAGAAUGUUCCAAUUUGAUAUGCUGUACAGCGGUUUCAAUAAUGCAAAGAAUCGCUAACUUUAAUGUUGAGUUGGGAGUAUUCUGGAUUCUUCGGCAAGAAACGUAUGGCAGAUAUAAUCCCCUGGGAUACGGUUGCCUUGCCAUUGCUAUGUAACCAACCACAUCACCUCAUCAACACAUAGUUGAAAUCAUUACGCCUCCACAGGAACAAUGACAUCAUUCGCUAUCGAUCAGAUGUUCGUGAUAAUCAUACUGAGACUUGCCACAUGUCAAUGUGAGAUAUAGACAUAUCACAUACUUGCUUAAAACCCAGUUGCCUUCCCACUCUUCCAUUAACCGGGGAUCUGGAAAUGGCAAUGCAAAGCUGCUUAUAAAUGUUUAUGUCUUGAAGUGUUGUGAUAAUGAGGAACAAAUCUCAUCUAAAGCAUUAAGGACUCACAGAAAGCAACAAGGCUUUCGAUGUGUCAUUAUUCGGUUGUAGGAAAACACUAUCACAUGCUGAGCUAAUGCCAGCGUAAUUCAACAUCAAAUGUCUGUAAAAACAGUCUUUAGGCAGAGUUUUGCUACUUUUGAAAACAGCCUGUGUGACCAAUCACAAGCCCUGUAAUUUUGCACAAACUGAAGCGUUGCGGUUCAACUGAGCUGCAUGCUUUUGGAAAUCUAGUGAUUUUAUAAUACAUCAAUCACAUCAGUGUUUUAUAAAAAUUACUGCACAGUCAAAUUUUUCAAAAGAAUUCAUGUUGGGUGAACAGUUCUGUUUUUUUUGCGUAUUUUCUCAUGCAUGUUUAUAAUAUUUGUGUGCUUGUGGUGGCAUGGUGCUAUUGUUUUUGCAUUAAAUUAGUUCUUAAACUAA
Triplophysa dalaica is the source of this 4557-nucleotide messenger RNA. RefSeq names its product serine protease 12 (gene prss12). The transcript has 14 exons. Gene Ontology annotation, molecular function: serine-type endopeptidase activity. Gene Ontology annotation, biological process: proteolysis. Gene Ontology annotation, cellular component: membrane. Lineage: Eukaryota; Metazoa; Chordata; Actinopteri; Cypriniformes; Nemacheilidae. The coding region runs from base 813 to 3272 and encodes 819 amino acids. The record is from RefSeq and is a predicted model, not a curated record.